GCCAAACAACGGGGAAGACGUCAUGGCGGUUCUGAAUGCUUGAUCAGGAACCGGCGAUCAGUGUCGUGCGGUUGACUGUUGUACUAGUUUGCCGCGGCGUAAUUGCAUGAUCAAAGUGUAAUUCCUCAUCGGAUUCUGUAAAGCCGCAGCUGAAACCCACGGUCAUGUCUAACUACGAGGAUGGGGCGUCGUCAAACGAGCCAUACGACGUGACCCCGAUUUUGCAGUCUCGCUACUUUAUUCUCCCUGCAUCGGCAGCAUUCGUGGGGGUAUUCAUCGGGGCAGUGCGUGGAUCUCGCCUUGCAUCACUCCGUUUUCUCGCCGAGAAUGCACACCGGCCGCCCAAAACAAUUCGGGGAUGGUAUCUCUACAAUAAAACGAAAAACUACAAACGAAUGGCUGCAGGAUUGAAAUCCGGGGGUAAGGAUGCGGCGAAACUCGGAGUGACUGGACUAGUUUGGGUUGGGAUUGAGGACGGAUUAGGGGGAUGUGGGACGCCUUGGGAUGAUUUGAAGGAGGUCGGAGCGGGUGCGGGCACUGCAGGGGCGUUCGCGGGUGUGUACCAACUACCGUGGCGUACGGGGAGACGUGCAUUAUUGCUUGGGAUGAUGAUUGGUGGGGGAAUGGGAUUUCUGCGAUGGGCCCGGAAAUACUUGCGAAAGGCAGUUGAUGCCCGAGAUUCAGAUGAAAUCGAAGUUGAAUGAAAGAUCGAAUUCUCUGCCUCGCCUGACCUCGAAUUCUAGAUAUUUGUAGAUUCCAUUUUAUGAAACAUUUUUUGAAAUUUUAGGAUAUCUUUGAUGUAAAUUUAUCGGUUAAAUUUUACUGAGUCUAGGACCUCGUCGA
This is a messenger RNA of Suillus paluster, 843 nucleotides long. RefSeq lists its product as uncharacterized. Lineage: Eukaryota; Fungi; Basidiomycota; Agaricomycetes; Boletales; Suillaceae. The transcript has 3 exons. The record is from RefSeq and is a predicted model, not a curated record. The annotation marks the transcript as partial.